Molecule: messenger RNA, 721 nt
Organism: Geodia barretti
Lineage: Eukaryota; Metazoa; Porifera; Demospongiae; Tetractinellida; Geodiidae
Source: the annotation of a GenBank genome assembly
AUGCGUAUCAUGGUGUGUCCAGAAGAGGAGAGCAUUCUGAUGUCGUCAAUGGUGGAGACACUGGCUAGACUCCACGGACAGACAAUGACUGAGAGAUCAGAGUACGACUUUGAUGCUCUGCGACUGGACUGGUUUAGGCUCCAGACACUCACCUCUGUCAACAAGGCUCCUCUCAGGAGUGACAUUGUGCUGGGGAACCUGGUGUCCAUAUGUCAGUCCAUCAGCAGUUUCCCCAUACUAUCAGCCUGGGACCACACCUUUGUCCCUCGCGAGUACCUCGUAGCCCAUCUCGAGGACCUGUUCAUGAAGCGUGUGUUUGCUAUGAUGCGCUACAACAUGGAAACUCACGACAUCGCCCGGCCCUCGGAGGUCCUGGCCCGGAUCCAGUCCUACAUGUCCGCACUCCGUACCCUGGAGCUCUAUGUGACCAUUGACAUGACCCGGGUCCUCACAGCCGUCCUCCUACAGGAGACACAGAUGCUGGAUAGCAAGGGAGAGGCCACCCUCGCUUCCACUUACACUGCCUGGUAUACCAACACUCUACUAAAGAGGGUAGCAGUUGGAGGAGUAUGCUACAGUGUCAGUAGAAAAUGCUUCGUAUCCAAAGCAAUAAUGCCCUUCAAAGCAGAGGAGUAUACUGACAUCACCGGUGAGUAUACUAACAUCAGGGUUUAGUAUACUUAGAGUAUAUCAAGUUUAUAAUACUAAGUAUACUAGAACA